AGGCGGGUAUGACGUAGUAGUAGUUAGCGCGGGUGGACUGAUGUUGCCGAUGUGUCACCGUGUUGUUGACCCAGUAUAACAUUACUUUGCAGUAUGGCUUCAUUUGUAACCGAGGUGCUCGCCAGCUCCGGGAAGCUGGAGAAGGAGGACCUGGCCGGUAAAAUAAGCAGGAUGUCCCGGAAAGUGGAAGAUACUAAGGAGGAAAUGUGUGACAUGAUGAACAAGAAGUACAGUGAAUUUUUACCAAACCUUCAAGCAUCAGAGGACCUAAUGCUGCAGGUUGAAACGGUCACUAAAGAAAUGGAAAAUCUUAAAAAUUGCAUCGAAUCUGAGGUGCAGCAGAACAUCCAAGUGGCGGGGAACGAAUACUUAAAGCUGAAGCAGCAGCUGGAGAAAAACACUAUGAUUAUAGAAAUGCUCGAACACUUAAAGGAGUUUCACAGCGCGAUGGAGGAAUCCAACGAAGCUUUACAGAAGAAAAAGUAUGUGGAUGCCGCCACCUGUUUGAAAAAAGCGAGGGAAAGAGUGAAUUCCCUGAAGGAUUGGAAAACAUCCCAGCUUCCACUUCUCAAUUCUUUGAGCUCCGAGCUUAUAGUGCAGAGAGAGAAUUUGAUUUACCACCUUGGAGACGAGUGGAAGCGUCUCGUCAUCUGGAGAUUACCAGCAGCCAACGACUCUGGAGGUCCAAAGGCUUUCCAUAAGACGGAGCUGGUGCUGACUGAUGUCUGCACUAAAGACCUGGAACCGAAGCCGGACCCUCUGCUGUGCUCCGUCCUCCAGGCUCUAGCGGUUCAAGGAGACCUUCAGAACAAAAUCAAACUCUUCAGUCAAGUGCUUUUGAAGAACAUGCUGAAGCCGUUGGUCAUGCACCCCUUUCUUGAGCUGACGGUAGCAGAGCAACAGGGCGAGGGAACCAUCCUGAGCCUGGAGUGUUUAUCAGAGGACCAUGAGGAGCGAUCCACACCUUCACAGGUCUACAAGAAACUGCUGCUGGUGUUAAAGACGCUACACUCACACCUCCUAGAUGUGCCCAUCGAGGAUAAAAAGCUCUCCACCAUCCUUGGAGAGUUGAUUUGGGAGGAACUGUCAAAGUGCAUCAUCCAUGAGUGUCUGGUCUACUCGAUACCCAACAACAGCAGCGAGCUUGAAAAAUACAUUAUUGUGAUUAAAGAGACAGAGGCGUUUGAGAAGGCUCUGAAGAGCAUGGAGUACCUGCAGGCCGAUUCUACAGACCUGCUCAAGUACGCCAGAGAUGUCAACUGUCACUUUGCCAGCAAGAAGUGCAGGGACGUCAUUGUGGCGGCACGCAAACUCAUGACCUCAAAGAUGCACAACACAGUUAAAAUCAACCCAGAGUCGAAGCUGCGGCUCCCUAAGCUGCCUCCUCCCAGUUCAGAGGUGAAAGUGAAGCAGGAGGUGGUGAAGGAAGAGGUGACGAUGGAGAACUCGAAACAGUUGUCUGCCUGCAGUCUGCGCCUGCCAGCCUGUCGCAUCAGCGAGUCGGUGCAGCAGCUGAUGGAGCUGGCAGUUAGCACGCUGUGUGAGGCUGUUGGAAGCUCCACACAGUGCGCCUUGCAGCUCUUCUUCACUGUGAGGAACAUUUUCCAGCUCUUCCACGAUGUCGUCCCCACGUACCACAAGGAGAACUUGCUCAAAUUUCCCCACCUUGCCGCCGUCCAGCACAACAACUGCAUGUACCUGGCGCACCACCUGCUCACCCUGGGUCACCAUUUCAGGGCACACCUGCCGCAGCCUCUGGGCGAGGGCGUGGCCACGUUUGUCGACAUGGUGCCUGGAUUCAGGAAACUAGGCGCUCAGUGUUUCUUGGCUCAGCUGAAUGUCCAGAGAGCGGAGCUUCUUGAAAGACUAGCCACUGCUCACAACUUCUGCAACCUUGAUGACGAAGACAGCUACAUUGCAGCUAGCAAAGCAGUAAGACAGGUCGUUCAUCAGCUGAAACAGCUGGGUACAGUGUGGCAGGAUGUGCUUCCAGUCAGCAUCUAUUGUAAAGCCAUGGGCAACCUGCUCAACACGGCCAUCACAGAGAUUAUUACGAAAAUUAUGAUGCUUGAGGAUAUUUCGUCUGAAGACGGGGAGCACCUCCAUACUCUGUGCCAAACCAUCAUCGAGGAAGGUCCGCUGGUUUUCAUUCCUCUGGCUGAGGAGAACAAGAAUAAGAAAUAUCAGGAGGAGGUGCCGCUCUACGUGAAGAAGUGGAGCACUUUUAAGGAGCUCGUCAUCGUGCUGCGAGCCAACCUGCAAGAGAUCGUUGACAGGUGGGCUGACGGUAAGGGUCCGCUGGCUGUGGAGUUCACCAGUUCGGAGGUGAAGGGUCUCAUUCGAGCUCUGUUUCAGAACACGGAGCGGAGAGCUGCUGCCUUAACCAAAAUCAAAUAAACAAUAAAACCACCAAGAAGAAUCCAUUACAUGUUUUUUUUUCAGUGGAAAACCUCACUUCGCUACUUUAAAACUUUCUCCUGCAUGAGAAAUUGUCUAAACCGGAGCUAACCACGAGUUGGAACCAGUCUUCUCUACAAAGAUAACUGUGUUUUUCAGCUGCAUCAUUUCCUCUGAGCUGCUAUAACCAGAGGUUUUCCUUUGAUUAAUUUUUCAGGGUUAAUCAAAAUCUGUUUGUUUUUUUUGUUUGUUUGUUUUACAUUUCUCUUGUUUUUUUAUUUUUCUGGGCUUUACGUUUGAAGUUCAACAUCUAUAGACAUCUUCCUGCAAACGAAAUGAUUCAGAAUUUCUCUGUAAUGUAUUUAUUAUUUUACUAAAUAAACAUCUGUUUUCCUCACAUGCAAAAGAAA
Molecule: messenger RNA, 2807 nt
Organism: Cyprinodon tularosa
Lineage: Eukaryota; Metazoa; Chordata; Actinopteri; Cyprinodontiformes; Cyprinodontidae
Gene: zw10
Product: zw10 kinetochore protein
Exons: 16
Coding region: 94-2397 (767 amino acids)
Biological process (GO): mitotic spindle assembly checkpoint signaling; endoplasmic reticulum to Golgi vesicle-mediated transport; mitotic cell cycle
Cellular component (GO): chromosome, centromeric region; RZZ complex; nucleus
Source: RefSeq, a predicted model, not a curated record